CGGUCGGCGGGCGCACGGGCACUCACAAACGAAAAGGGGAAGAGCACCUAGAGAUUUUCGGCUCUUAAAUUAAUUGUGUCUCAGUCACGGCUCGUAUUGUGCCGGUGACUGACCAGUAAGAGCAUUAUUAUUAUUUUUUUUCUCUCUGUCGGACGGGAAGACAAGGUGGAAAUUAAUGAAGAGGAUGAAGCUGAAGCCCUGUUGAUACAUUCUCAAAGCCUUUCAUAGCACUCACAAAAGGAGAGAUGGGUCACAAGGGGAUGCACAGUUCACGACUCAGCUUUUAGGGUGUCAUCUUCAAUCCGCCGGCCUUGACGAGACGCCGCCAUCAUCAGUUCUCCAACUUUUGUUGGAUCCAGACACAAUCAUUCAAAUGGGGACUUUUUAAAACUAAUCCAGACUCUGCUUCUGUUCUUGAUUACCGAGGUCCACUUUGUACAAACUGAGUUCUGGUCUAGUAUGACACGAAUGCAGAUGGCUUUGUAGAGACUUCUCUUCUGAAAGUUGAACACAUUUGUUUACAUCAAGCUUCACUUCUUUAAAGCACCAAAUGUGAGCCUCUCUUCGCGCUUCACCGAGGGGGCAUUAUGUUGAGCCACAUCUGAACUCCUUGGCACCCUGUUUUCACCUUUCCCUCCCGACUUCCUGUCCCAUCUCCACCAUGACCAGUCUGAAGCGCUCUCAGACCGAGCGCUCGGUCGGGGGCUCAGUGCCGGCCACCGAUGAGUUCUACACCCGUCGCCUGCGCCUGCCUAACGGAGGAGCGCCCCCGCCCCGCAGCGAGAGCGCUCACAUCUCCUCCUCCACCACCGGCACCAACCCCGGGGUCCCUAAGAUGGGGGUCCGAGCUCGCGUGGCUGACUGGCCUCCAAGAAAAGAUGGGGUGGGAGGGGGUGUUUGGCAUAUAACCGUGGAAACAGACUCGCCCAGCUCAACCAACACCACCAGCUCUUCGGGAUCAGGGAGUGGAGACAGAGAGAGACUUAUGGGAGGGGGAGGAGGUGGUGGAGGAGGAAUGGGUAGUAGUGGUAGCGGUGGAGGAGGGGGAGGAGGAGGAGGAGGAGGAGGAGGAGGAGGUGUGUCAGCUGUAACAGCCCACAGCAAUCUUUCUGCCAAGCUGGGUCACCUGAUAAGCCCACAAGACUCAUCCAUGCUCCGCAACAUCCACAACACACUUAAAAGCAAGAUGCAAAGCAAGGGAAAGGAUAAUCGCUUCCUGUCACCAGACGGCUAUCUGGGCUCCCCUCGUAAAGGCAUGAGACGCAUCCGCCAGCGCAGUAACAGCGAUAUAACCAUCAGUGAGCUGGACGGGGAUUCCAAUGAAGGCUGGUCCUUCUCUGGGUGGACGCCCAUGCACCGUGAAUACGGCAGCACGUCGUCUAUAGACAAGCAUGGGGUCUCGGGAGAGAGCUUCUUCGACAUGCUCAAGGGAUAUACGUCGUCCGAGGCUCCGGAUCAGCGGAGCCCGGCUCCGGAGAGACUGACCGAACUUCUCACUGUGGCUCCCGUAAAGCAGGCUGCCCUGGACCUGCCGGACGGACCCUUGGGUCCGGUCCGGGGUAGUCCCGCGAGUCGGCUGAAGGAACGAGAGAAGCACUUGAAGAGAAGGUCAAAGUCAGAAACGGGUGGAGAGUCUAUAUUCCGAAAGCUGCGCAGCGUCAAGGUGGAGGGUGAUACGUCAAGAGCCGGCUCGGAUGCUGAAGAUGGAGGAAAAGGGGAUGAAAGUGGUCCCCCUCCUAAACCGUGGAUGUGCCAGAAAGGCUUUGCUCAUUUUGAUGUACAGUCUCUACUCUUUGACCUCAAUGAGGCGAUCCAGAACCGACAGUCUGGGGCCAAACGCAAGAACACCACCACAGGUGCUUCUGCCGCCGCCGCCGCCUCCGCCUCGGCUUCCUCCUCCCUUUCCUCAAAUCAGAGCGGAGUGUACGGCUCACCUUGUGGCUCGCAGGAAGAGCUGAGCAAGGACGGUACAGGAGGACACGGUACCAACCCCGCCCUGGAUCCUGGGGAUGACAAGAGCAACGAUUUAGUGCUCAGCUGCCCUUGUUUCAGGAAUGAGAUUGGUGGAGAGGGUGAGAGGAACAUCUCCCCUGCUAAACAGCAGGGAAGCAUUGGUAGUGGUGGGAGCUCCAGCUCCUCUGGCGGAGAGGACGGACCUCUGGAUGCCGCUCUCACUACCCACUUCACCAACGCUGGUGUGGCCGUGCUGGAGGCUCCCAAAGACGGGCCUGGUCAAAAUACAGACAGAUCCAAAAGAUACAUCAUGGAACACGUUGACCUUGGUGCCUACUACUACAGAAAAUACUUCUAUCUCAGAGAGCACUGGAACUACCUAGGAGUAGAUGAAAACUUGGGCCCGGUGGCAGUGAGUCUGAGGAGGGAGAAGUUGGAGGACCACAAAGAUCACGGUCAACAGUACAAUUACAGAGUCAUCUUCAGAACCAGUGAGCUGAAUACCUUAAGGGGUUCCGUCCUGGAAGAUGCAGUACCAUCCACAUCCAAACACGGUCUCGGUCGAGGACUUCCCCUCAAAGAAGUGCUGGAACACCUGGUUCCUGAGCUCAAUGCUCACUGCUUGCGGCUGGCGCUCAACACGCCUAAAGUCACAGAGCAGCUGAUGAAGUUGGACGAGCAGGGGCUGAGCUUCCAGCGGAAGGUGGGGGUGAUGUACUGCAUGGCAGGCCAGAGCAGCGAGGAGGAGAUGUACAACAACGAAGCGGCCGGUCCUGCACUGGAAGAGUUCCUCCAUUUGCUCGGAGAACGGGUCAGACUCAAAGGCUUCACCAAGUACCGAGCUCAGCUGGACACGAAGACUGAUUCGACAGGCAGCCACUCCCUGUACACCACCCACAAGGAUUAUGAGAUCAUGUUCCACGUUUCCACCAUGUUGCCCUACACGCCCAACAACAAGCAGCAGUUGCUGCGGAAGCGUCAUAUCGGGAACGACAUCGUCACGAUCGUGUUCCAGGAACCCGGGGCGCUCCCUUUCACCCCCAAAAACAUUCGCUCACACUUUCAGCACGUGUUCGUGAUUGUGCGGGCACAUAACCCUUGUACAGACAGCUGCUCUUACAGUGUGGCAGUGACCCGCUCCAAAGACAUGCCCUCCUUCGGCCCCCCCAUCCCAGAGGGCGUGACCUUCCCCAAGUCGUCCGUAUUCCGGGACUUCCUGCUGGCCAAAGUCAUCAAUGCGGAGAAUGCUGCCCACAAAUCACACAAGUUCCGUGCCAUGGCCACCAGAACUCGCCAGGAGUACCUGCGGGAUCUGGCCGAGCGCCACACCACCAGCACGCCCAUUGACCCCUCUGGAAAGUUUCCUUUCAUUUCAUUGGCUCAUAAAAAGAAAGAAAAGAGCCGGCCGUACGGAGGAGCGGAGCUCCGCAGCCUCGGGGCCGUGACCUGGCCGGUUCACGCUGAGGAUCAUGGGAACGGAGGGGAACUGGAGGCCCUGCUGGCGCUCUCCAACGACUUCCUCAUCCUCCUGGACCAGGAGGCCAAGGCUGUGGUGUUUAACUGUGCCACCAAAGACGUGAUUGGCUGGACACUGAACAGCCCUGCGUCUUUAAAGAUCUUCUACGAGCGGGGCGAAAGCGUGUCUCUGAGGAGUAUCAGUAACAACACAGAGGAUUUCAAAGAAGUGGUCAAACGUCUAGAGUGUCUUACGAAGGGAUGCGAGACGUCCGAGAUGACGCUCCGGCGAAACGGCCUGGGUCAGCUGGGCUUCCAUGUGAACUACGAAGGCAUCGUGGCUGAGGUUGAGCCUUACGGCUACGCGUGGCAGGCUGGACUCCGUCAGGGAAGCCGUUUGGUAGAAAUCUGCAAAGUUGCUGUAGCGACUCUGACCCACGAGCAGAUGAUCGACCUCCUGAGGAACUCGGUGACGGUGCGCGUCGUCAUCAUCCCGCCACACGAAGACGCUUCUCCGCGCAGGGGCUGCUCGGAGCUCUACCGAGCCCCCGUGUCCGAAUACAAGGGCGGCAGCAGCGACAGCGGCUCCUUCGAGUACAAGUUCCCCUUCCGCAGCAACAACAACAAGUGGCAGAGGACGUCGAGCAGCCCUCAGCAGUCCCUGACCGCCUCGCCGCAGCCCCACACGCCCAACCGGGCCAUCAGCCUGGGCAGCUCGGUGGGGAAGACCCUGUCGGCCGAGAGGCUGGAGAGAGGCAGCGCCAUCCCGCGCAGCGUCAGCAGCGACGGACGACCUCUGGACCCUAAGAGGAUGUCUCCGGGCAGUGAGAGUUACAGCCUGGCGUCCUCCCUGGCUCUGGGUCGUUCACCGCACAACCGCAGCUCCCCCAGCAACCUGUCCUGCUCCAGCGAGGCCUCCGGGGGCUCGGCCCACUGGAGAGCACAGAAGUCCAUGCCCGAGCAGUUUGGAGGCAGCCGCCAUUCACCCAUGUCCUCGGAGCGGCGAGAGGUGCCCGGAGACAGCGGCUCCGGGGGAAAGUCCACUCCUAAUUGGUCGAGAAUGGAGGAAGGGGGAGGAGCUGAACGAGGGGCAGCAGACGCCCCGGUGUCCAAGUCUGGCCAGGGCUACUCGGGAGCCCCGCGCAUCCAGAGGCAGGAGCAGGUCAUCCACCUGUCCCCAAAGAAAAGCAGCCAGUCUGACGGGCCGUACUCGGGUCACUCCAGCAGCAACACUCUGUCCAGCACGGCGUCCAGUGGCGGCCACAGCGACAGUGACAAGUGGUACGACAUGGGGGCAGGAGGCGGCUCCAGCGGCGACCAGGGCGAGCCCGAGCCCAACGGCCUCGGGGGAGGGGGCUACCUCCAGGGGGCCUCGGCCGACAGCGGCAUUGACACCAGCUCCUACGGCGCCCCGCACCACGCCCACCCCCACUCCCACCACGGCAGCACCACCUCCCUGCUGGCUCCCAGCGGGAGCAGAGACAGCAGGGAGCGCUCGGCCUCCCCGUGGCACAGUCCCACCGAGGGGGGCCGCAGGAUGCUGGAGAGGUCGCCCGCUGCUGCAGAGUCUCCGGGCCCCCCAGGGGAACGGAGCCUGGAAGGGGCGGGCCGGAGCCCACCGACCCACCUCCUCGUUAGAGACAGCAGUACGUUCAGUCUGGGAGAAGCUGGAUCCCACUCAAGACACUCUGGCCACAGCUCUCCCAGAGAGGAGUCGUCCUCCUCGGCCACCUCUCCAUCAUCUCAGUCCUCCGUGUCUCCUGGGCCCAAGAGCUUCUACCCCCGUCAGGGAGCUCAGUCCAAGUAUCUGAUUGGUUGGAGAAAACCUGGCUCCACCAUCAACUCUGUCGACUUCGGAGACACACGCAAAAAAUCUCCAGGGGAAGGUGGAGGAGACAUGGUUCCCACCCCGGCAGCUAGACCGUCUCUCAGGGACAUGCACUCUCCGUCUCAGUCUCACGCUAAAUCAACCAUGGAGGAAGACAUGAAGAGGCACAAUGCUCCGGAUAGUCCCCCACCCCCGCCACGGAAACACAAGGAAAAGCACGGGCAGAAGUCUCCUCCCGUCCAGCCCCUCAGCCGCCGCCGCUCGCUCCAUCGUACCCUGUCGGACGAGAGCAUCUACCGCGGCCAGCGGCUUCCCCCCCUGAGCGACUCGGUGACCGAACCAGCCCUUGGUGCUGACGUCCUCUUCAGCUGCUCCACCCUCCCUCGCUCCCCCACCACCCGCGGCGUGCCCAUCAGACGGCCCUCCUAUAAGCUGGGGGUCAAGCUCCACGGCGACCUUUCUGCCUCCGACACGUCCCUGGUGGAUUUGGUGGAGCGGCACCGCGGCCCCCUCCCUCAGGAGCUGAUGCCCCUGCCGUCCGGAGACAGGGACAGUCCUCUGGAGUGGACGCACCUCGUGGACGUGGCCAGUACCUUUGAGAAUGAGAGAACCACACACUACGUCCAGAGAAGUUUCGUGUUUGGGGAUUCAAACCACCGGAGCAGCGGUGCGUCCAGUCCCCAGCAGCCCCACAUAGAGCUGCAGCCUGCGCCGCUGUCCCGGCCCUCGUCAAGUGAGGGUCACAUAGGACUGGAGAGGAAGGUGACUAAACUGGAGGCCAUGGUGAAGAUGCUGCAGGAGGACUUGAAGAAGGAGCGGGAGGAAAAGUUGCGAUUUCAAAGCCAGAUCAAGAGGCUGUGGGAGGACAACCAGAGACUGCAGGAGGAGUCCCAGACCUCCGCCGCCAAGCUCAAGAAGUUCACGGAGUGGGUGUUCAACACCAUCGACAUGAACUGACUCCCUCCUCAGUCGGGCAGCACAGCGUCUGGGCAGAGAGGCAGGGGGAAUCCUCCUGCUCAUUACCGUUCACCUCCAGCACGAGCAAUCCUCCCUCGGUCCCUCAACACUUAGUGGUCUCUCCUAAGGAUGAGUCAAGAAAAAAGCUUCUCAAGCACGAGUUCAUGAAGGAUUUAUUUUCUACUCUUCCAGCCAGUCUUUCUCAUCCGACCAAAUCAUUUAUUUUCUCCAGUAAAGUUUCCAACAAUAGGACAGCUCCUGCCCUGCCUCCUCUACCCAAAUAAGGUGAUCUUUGCCCGUCACUCUUAUUUCAGUAGAGAACAUCAGGAACCAACAUCACCUUUCUGAUAGAUUUGCUCAGAGGAUGUGCUGCUCUUAUUUAUUUUUUUUGACAUUUUGGCCUUUCGGGUUCUGGUUUGUGUAUUUUCUUUCCCCGCUACUCAUCACAGAUCGUUUCUAACUGUGCUGAAAGAGGACCAGAGUCUCACAAAACUGCAAAUCCCGUCAUCAAGGGUGUACUGGAAAUCAAAAAUGAACCUGCAGCCACAGACGUUUUAGUUUCCUUUGGCGUGUGGAUGGAGGGAACAAAGUUAGCACCUUUUGUCUGUUUUCUCAAAAGCAGAAGUCACUGGACGGACGGUCGGUGACAUCUGAAGGAGCGUUGAUGCGCGCAUGCUCAGGAGGGAACCCUGGAUUUAUGCCAUCUGUUUCUCCUCCAUCACUUAGUUCAGGAUUAAAAACAUCCUUUCUGUUGAAUAACAGAAAAGCACAAAACACCUGAAAGAGGAGUAUUUAAAAGCCAUCGGCAAAUCGUGCCAAAAAUAAGACUGAUCCAAAAGGGCUUUGGGCCCAUCCCAGUUUUGUGUCUUAAAAGCAAUAGGAAGAAGUCUGGACUUCUGUCUUUCUCUCAAAAAAAGGGAGCGUUAUGUCUGAAGAGGUUCUGAGGUGGGAAUGAUGUUUUACAGGGUAAACUGACCAGGACAGCCAUCGUCCUUUUCCACUGAUGGAAAGGUGAGGGAGGACUCUGCCCAGAGAGCCGGCUGACGACAACAGAGACACUUUUAGGAGAAAAACAUAGAUUUUUUUUUUUUUUCCCAGGUUAAUUUAUUUACUUGUAUUAUAAUUCCCAUAAAUGAGUUGUUCUAUUCAUACAGUACAACUGACAUUAGUGUUUAGUUCCUCAAGAAAUCGGUCGCUACCUAUAUAAUUUAAAUGGCUUCCUUUCUUAAUUCUACCUAAAGCCUGAAAAUAUGCUUUUUAUUCUGUAUUCCGUUGUAUUCUGUGGUGCCCACGCCUGCCGUUGUGUUGCUUACAGUGCCCUCUAGUGGUGACCAGUGGACAUGUCAUUAUUUGUAAACGUGCUGCCUGUCACUCUGUAAUUUUUUUAAAAUUUUGUUUUUUGUUUUUUCUCUUCCCAGUGAAUAUUUAGCAAACAGAUAUAAACCACUAGGCCACACGAGCUUUCAGAGCAGGAGGAAGAGUCAGAAGUCAGCCUUCAGAGACAAUCAGGGGUGGAAUUUUAUUAAAAGGAGCAGACAGUGUGUGUUAGUGUACAGGACUGUCUCAGAAAAUUAGAAUAUUGUCAUAAAGUUCUUUAUUUUCUGUAAUGCAAUUAAAAAAAAAAAAAUCAAUCUGAUCAAAAAAAAAAAUCAACUGAAAUAUUGCAAGCCUUUUAUUAUUUUAAUAUUGCUGAUUAUGGCUUACAGUGUAAGAUUAAGAUUCCCAGAAUAUUCUAAUUUUUUGAGAUAGGAUAUUUGAGUUUUCUUAAGCUGUAAGCCAUGAUCAGCAAUAUUCAAAUAAUAAAAGGCUUGCAAUAUUUCAGUUGAUUUGUAAUGAAUCCAGAAUGUAUGACAUUUUUGUUUUUGUAAUUUCAUUACAGAAAAUCACAAUAUUCUACUUUUCUGAGACAGUCCUGUAUGUGUGUGUGUGCGUGCGCAUGAUGUUCGUGCAUAAAAUCUUCAGUUUUGCUCAGGUUCAGUUUAUGUCUGGGACGAGUUACUUAGAAAGUCGAGGUGUGUGUGUGUGUUUGUGUUUGUGUGUGUGUGUGAGAGAGAGAGAGAAUGUACAUCAGUCUAUCCAGUUGUGCCUACAGACUCGUCUGUUGGUCAUUUCCUCCCCGGCAGGACAGGGAUGUGCCUUUGCGUCGGCACCUGGGGGAGAGAUUGAAAGGAAAGGCUGUUCAUCCUGACAGAUAAACUCACCUGGUGGAGGAGCAGGCGCUCGGCCGACACAGCUCAAGUUCAAACUCUGAAUGCUUUUACUCGCCCUCGCAGCUGCUCGUCCAGGGAAACGGCUGCGAGCUGUCAGACGCACACGUUAACCGACAACGCUCAGGCGUGUGUGUGUGGAGUUUUAUUUUUUUAAUCUAGUAUUUUAGAUUGAUUCCGGUUGCUUCUCGGUCUCAGUCAGGGUGUCCUGUUUAAGUCUGACGUGGAUGCUGUUGAAACCCUGCAGCUCACAGCACAGACGAGCAGCAAGGACAGUGAAUGUAAAGUGAGGACAGACCUAAAGAGAUGUGGUGUUUCUUCUAACUGGCAUAUUCAUUCAGCUCUGCAGCUUGGUGGAGGCUCCAGUGGACUCUUCGUAAGAGUCUUGAUUCUGUUUUAAGAAUCCCGUCGGUGACACCAGUGGGCAGUCGGUUGGGUUUUAAUACUUCCUGAAAGCUAACCGCUUGUGUGAAAACCUCAAUAUGUUUAGGCAUUAAUAAACCUACUCCGUAAAUAUUUUACUGUAAAUUUGUGGUUUAAGCUGGCGUCUGGUCCAGAACGACACCGAUGUCUCAACACUUUUAGGCGUUUGAAAGCAGCGUUGUGUGUCUGAUUGUUCAUGGGAAGUGUUCUGGCCUUGGAGCCGUAGUGACGUAUGGCUGUGUGGAGAAACGUGCAGUGCAGACGUUGAAGUGUAUAAAGUCGACGGCUGUCUCUAAAGACGUAGCCGUUCAAAGGCCAGUCCAGUUUCUCACUUGUUUUUAAAAGUCCUCAGCUCUGUUUUUGUUGCUCGACAGAAGGAUUUUUCAAAUGUGAAUGUUCAAAUGUUCAAAAGUUCUUUUUAUUUUAUUUUUCAAUGUGUAUAUUAUAGAGAUCCUUUGCACAAUUUCCAUGAGGACUGAGUGUGUAGAGGUUGUGGAUGUAAGAAGAGUGAAUCGAUCUGUUCCUGUGCAGUCGUGUCUGCUUGUUGCUCCGUCGCCAGUGCGGCUCCUGUCACGCUCCACUUUAAUCCCAUUUGUAAAAUGUGGACCCUACGUUUCCUCGAAAAGCUCCACUGAUCAGAAAAGAGCUCCCUGGAUGUCGUAGGGAUGCUCGUCACGUACGGCCUGCGAGGUGGGAGCCUGCAGCAAGGGAAGAGCCCCCCUCGCCGCUCCGUCUGCUCCUGAUCCGGGAGCAAACUAACAGAAAGCUCCACAGCUCUCGCUGGUCGCCCAGCAGACCGUUUUAAGAGGACGUUUUAAGAGUACGUUUUAACGGAUUGAAAACACUGUUUACAUCCCAGAUCCAUCGUAUCUGUAAAGUGUAAAAGUAUAAAAAAGACAUUUGCAGUGAUCACAGUAUUAAAGU
Molecule: messenger RNA, 9747 nt
Organism: Cololabis saira (Pacific saury)
Lineage: Eukaryota; Metazoa; Chordata; Actinopteri; Beloniformes; Belonidae
Gene: sipa1l1
Product: signal-induced proliferation-associated 1 like 1
Exons: 27
Coding region: 662-6193 (1843 amino acids)
Biological process (GO): regulation of small GTPase mediated signal transduction; activation of GTPase activity
Cellular component (GO): cytoplasm
Molecular function (GO): GTPase activator activity; protein binding
Source: RefSeq, a predicted model, not a curated record